Sinocyclocheilus grahami is the source of this 1614-nucleotide messenger RNA. RefSeq names its product OTU domain-containing protein 3-like. The record is from RefSeq and is a predicted model, not a curated record. The transcript has 8 exons. NCBI's taxonomy places the organism in Eukaryota, Metazoa, Chordata, Actinopteri, Cypriniformes, Cyprinidae. Gene Ontology annotation, biological process: protein K27-linked deubiquitination; protein K6-linked deubiquitination; protein stabilization. Bases 158 to 1213 code for a protein of 351 amino acids. Gene Ontology annotation, molecular function: cysteine-type deubiquitinase activity.
CUUUAGGAAGUAAACAAACCCUGGGCAGCUCAGAGUGAGAUUCAGAGUUUCUGUUCAGAUUGUCGUUCAGUGUUUCUUACUGUCGUCUGAUAAUGUUACAGUUUUGUGUGUGUGACAGAUAGACGUAUGACACACUGUGUAGUACAGCAGCUCCAUCAUGUCAAGGAAACAGUCAGGAAAGCCCAUAAAGGGAAACAGGAAGUGUGAAUUAGAGAGGAAGCGAGACGAGAGAGCGGCCCGCCGGGCUCUGGCCAAAGACAGGAAGAACAGACCUCCAGGAGGAGAUGAUGGAGAGGAGUUUGUCAGCUUCUCCAACCAGCUUCAGGCUCUGGGGCUCAAACUCCGCGAGGUGCCUGGAGACGGGAACUGUUUGUUCCGGGCUCUUGGAGAUCAGCUGGAGGGACAUUCGCGAGGUCACCUGCGUCUGCGGCAGGAGACGGUACAGUACAUGAUGACACACAGCCAGGACUUCGAGCCCUUCGUUGAAGAUGACAUGCCAUUCACAGAGCAUUUGUCAAACCUCUCACAGCUGGGCACGUUUGCCGGUAACGACGCCAUCGUGGCCUUCGCUCGCAGCCAGCAAUUGAAAGUGGUUAUUCAUCAGCUGAACGCUCCAUUGUGGGAGAUAAAUGGUACAGAGAAGCCUUCAAGCCGUGAGCUACACAUCGCAUAUCGCUAUGGAGACCAUUAUGACAGCGUCCGAAAGACUGGAGACAACUCUGAGAGUCCGGCACAUCUGCGUAUAGAGAGUCUGAAUAAUUGCAGACGCUUUGGAGACGGUCAGAAGGAAAAGUCGAGAGGCGCCUCUCCCUCACGCUCUCACUCUGAAGACGAAGAGCUGAUCUUGAGCAUUCUCUGUGCCCAUAGUCAAUCAGACAAUCUGUGUCAAUCAAGGGCCACAUCACAGACAUGCCACAGUGAUUGGUUGGAGUCUGAACUAAACAACCUAUCAUCACAGAGAGAUUGUGCCUCAGGGACACAACCUUUAUGUCAAGGCAUGCAGGCAGAAUGUAGUGAAAACACAUCGUCAACAGAGGGCAGCAUCUCACAUAAACCCAAGGAAAGGAAAGAGCAACAGCACCUAGAAAAGAAGAAACGUCAGGAGGAGAGACAUAGACAGAAGGUUUUACAGGGCAGAGGGUCACAUGAUCAAAAUCAGAACAUACCUGAAGCCGUCACUCUUGUGCCAGCGCUCGGCACCCUGAGCAUCUAGAGCAAACAUGGGAAACUAUUUUAGGUGGUCCGUACACUGUGUAAUGAUCUAGAAACUUAAUAGUUUAAAUGUACAGAAACUGUGUUGUAUGAUUGAUGGUGCGUUUCUUUAGCACGAGGAUGACGUCAAGAUGCGUCGGGCUAUAAGCUGUGCUUGAGAUUGCUGGCGACUGCAUUUUUGUACCGAACAUGGUCAAAUAUUAACCCUCAUUAAUUUCAGUUGACUCAUCUGAGCUCAGCCAAAGAACACUUGGAAAGGGAACCAAAAUAUUGAGAGGAGAAAGCGUUGAAGAUUAAUAAUGGACCACUGUUUAAGCCUGUCAGUUCUGUUUCUACAUUCAGUUUCUGCAUUCGAGUGAUCAGUGUUUUAAUUUAGCGUUUUCAAACAGUUGGGCAACUUCA